AUGAGGGUUCUGGUGCGGCGCUGCUGGGGAACGGGGUCGGCGGGAGGCGGCGCGGGCAGGAGGCUUAGCCCCCAGUGGCUAGCGCUGGCCGGUCUCGGCCGGUCAUCUGGCGGGGAGGAUGGCCCGGGCGCCCGCGUCCGCGAGAAGCCGCCCUGGCGAGUGCUUUUCUUCGGCACAGACCAUUUCGCCCGCGAAGCGCUGCGGGCGCUGCACGCUGCCAGGGAAAACAAAGAGGAAGAGUUAAUUGAAAAAUUGGAGGUGGUCACCGUGCCUUCCCCCUCACCAAAAGGACUGCCAGUGAAGCAAUACGCUGUCCAGUCUCAGCUUCCAGUGUAUGAAUGGCCAGAUGUGGGACCCGGAGAGUAUGAUGUUGGAGUGGUAGCUUCAUUCGGCCGACUUCUGAGUGAGGCUCUUAUUCUUAAAUUUCCCUAUGGCAUAUUGAAUGUCCAUCCCAGUUGCCUCCCAAGGUGGCGUGGUCCAGCCCCCAUAAUCCACACUGUGCUUCAUGGAGAUACAGUUACAGGAGUGACCAUUAUGCAGAUCAGACCUAAAAGAAGUCUUAUUUCAGUUUUGAAAAAUUUACCUGAAAGUUUGCGCAAUGGAAGGCAACAGCCAGCUGAGGGAGUGACACAUGCCCCUAAGAUUUCUGCUGGUACCAGCUGUAUAAAGUGGGAAGAACAAACUGCAGAGCAAAUAAUGAGACUUCAUCGUGCCAUUGGGAAUAUAAUUCCAUUGCAGACACUCUGGAUGGAUAAUACCAUUAAACUUCUGGAUCUAGUAGAAGUUAGUAGCUCAGUCCUCACCGAUCAAAAAUUAACAGGACAGGCUGUUUUUCCAGGGUCAGUUAUAUACCACAAACAAUCACAAAUGCUGCUGGUUUGUUGCAAGGAUGGUUGGAUUGGUGUUCAGUCAGUGAUGCUCAAGAAAACACUAACAGCUACUGAUUUCUACAAUGGAUAUUUGCACCCCUGGUACCAGAAAAUUUCCCAAGCUCAACCAAGCCAAUGCAGAUUUCAGACUCUCAGACUUCCAGCAAAGACGAAGCAGAAAAAAAUUGUUGCUAUGCAACAGUGCAUUAAGUAGUUAGGAAGAGGAUGGACAAGACCUAUUACGUAUUUGUAAUUUAUUAAAAGCCUUAUUUACAAGGAAUUACCUUUACUCUUAAAGAAGAUGAUACUGUUGGAGGAAGAGAAGAUUAUUGUCAAGAAAUUACCUCAUGUCCCUUUUUUUGUUUAACAGUAGUCAAAGACAAACCUUUUCUACUUGAAUAAUUAAAGAAGCUUUAAAUAAAAAUUAUUUAUAUCAA
Molecule: messenger RNA, 1306 nt
Organism: Condylura cristata (star-nosed mole)
Lineage: Eukaryota; Metazoa; Chordata; Mammalia; Eulipotyphla; Talpidae
Gene: MTFMT
Product: mitochondrial methionyl-tRNA formyltransferase
Biological process (GO): conversion of methionyl-tRNA to N-formyl-methionyl-tRNA; biosynthetic process
Cellular component (GO): mitochondrion
Molecular function (GO): methionyl-tRNA formyltransferase activity
Source: RefSeq, a predicted model, not a curated record